GCGCGAGAGGGGCCGGGCCGCUCCCCCUCCCAGCAGCAGGUGGAGGGUUCCACCGGGGCCGGACGGCUUUUUCUCCCCUCCCUGGUUGUGUCUGAAGGCGAGCAACUCCGCCUCUGCCGGUGUUGGAGGUGCGGGUGCCCGUCUCCCCAUUGGGGGCUCGGGCUCCCCUCGCCAUGGCUUUCACCUUCGCUGCUUUCUGCUACAUGCUGUCGCUCGUCCUUUGCGCCGCGCUCAUCUUCUUCGCCAUCUGGCAUAUAAUCGCCUUUGAUGAGCUACGGACGGACUUCAAAAGCCCAAUAGAUCAGUGCAACCCAGCCCACGCAAGAGAGCGGCUGAGAAAUAUUGAACGUAUUUGCUUCCUCCUGCGAAAGCUGGUGUUGCCGGAGUACUCCAUCCAUAGCCUUUUCUGCAUAAUGUUUUUGUGUGCUCAGGAAUGGCUCACACUGGGCUUAAAUGUUCCUCUGCUUUUUUAUCACUUCUGGAGGUAUUUUCGUUGCCCAGCAGAUAGUUCAGAACUCGCUUAUGAUCCGCCUGCAGUCAUGAAUGCUGAUACCUUGAGUUACUGUCAAAAAGAGGCCUGGUGUAAGCUAGCUUUCUAUCUCCUUUCUUUCUUCUACUAUCUUUACUGCAUGAUCUACACUUUGGUGAGCUCUUAACUAAAAGAUCAUCAUUAAAGACUGAAUACAACAAAAGCUGUGGAGGUGCAAGGAGUGAGCCAAGUGAUGCAUGAUUCAAAGAUAAAUAAGUAAAUGAAAAUUAAAGAGAAGAAAACUUUGAACCCAAGAAGUAAAUAGAGUAUGUGACAGAGACACCAUGCAGAAGCAGAGUACCAUGAAGAAUGGCUGAGUUAACUGUUUAUCUCCUGUCUCUGUGUGUUGCAGCAAAUGACUUUCAAAACCCAAACAAAAAAAA
Molecule: messenger RNA, 912 nt
Organism: Meleagris gallopavo (turkey)
Lineage: Eukaryota; Metazoa; Chordata; Aves; Galliformes; Phasianidae
Gene: CNIH3
Product: cornichon family AMPA receptor auxiliary protein 3
Biological process (GO): vesicle-mediated transport
Source: RefSeq, a predicted model, not a curated record